AUGGGUGUCAUUGGACUCACUGCAAGCGGCCUCGUCGGCGCUUUGCACAGCUACAUCUUGGUUCUCGAGAUGUUUCUCUGGACGAAGCCUCGUGGAAGAAAGGCUUUCAGACUCACGCCUGAGUUCGCCGAGCAGACCAAGACAAUGGCUGCCAAUCAGGGCCUCUACAACGGCUUCUUGUCCGCUGGAUUGAUUUGGUCGCUUCUUCACCCGAAUCCUGAGUUCUCAAAACAGCUUCAGAUCUUCUUCAACGGCUGUGUCUUGGUUGCAGGUGCAUAUGGUGGUCUCACCGCCAACAAGAAGAUUCUCUACAUCCAGACUGCUCCCGCGGCUCUCUCUCUUGGACUCGUCCUGUUGGAUAUGUAG
Fusarium mangiferae is the source of this 366-nucleotide messenger RNA. RefSeq lists its product as uncharacterized. NCBI's taxonomy places the organism in Eukaryota, Fungi, Ascomycota, Sordariomycetes, Hypocreales, Nectriaceae. The transcript has a single exon. The record is from RefSeq and is a predicted model, not a curated record. Bases 1 to 366 code for a protein of 121 amino acids.